Chaetomium globosum CBS 148.51 is the source of this 1140-nucleotide messenger RNA. RefSeq lists its product as uncharacterized. Gene Ontology annotation, molecular function: 2-oxoglutarate-dependent dioxygenase activity. Gene Ontology annotation, cellular component: cytoplasm. NCBI's taxonomy places the organism in Eukaryota, Fungi, Ascomycota, Sordariomycetes, Sordariales, Chaetomiaceae. The transcript is spliced from 3 exons. Bases 1 to 1140 code for a protein of 379 amino acids. The record is from RefSeq and is a predicted model, not a curated record.
AUGGCGCCGGCGCCUAUUUUCGAGUCCAUUGUGGACACAGUUCAACCCAAAAAGGACACUCUCGACCUCCCAGAGUUGGCACGUCAACGGCUGACGAAGGCCGGGAUUAAUUUGUCCGAGGGUUACCCAUAUCGACCAGCUGCCCCUCUGUAUCUGCAAGAUGUAUACAAGAUUCGGGACGACGAACGGCCGUAUGAGGAUGCUGGGGCAAGGGCUGACAAGCAGAAGACGCGCUUGUUCUCCGCUGCGACAAAAGUUACAGAUUUGACUACCCACAUCGGAACGGAAAUCGAGGGACUCCAGCUCAAAGACCUUACCCCUGAGCAACGGGAUGAGCUAGCGUUAUUAAUCGCGGAGAGGAGCGUGGUAUUCUUCCGAAAUCAGGACAUCACCCCACAACAGCAGAAAGAGCUCGGGGAGUGGUUCGGAGAAGUCGAGAUUCAUCCUCAAGUGCCCCAGGUUCCUGGCGUUGCCGGUGUCACUGUCAUAUGGCCGGAUCUGUUUGCCCAGGACAACGCAGCCAGCUUCCGCAAGCCAGGUGGCGCUUCAUCGUGGCACACCGACCUCGUGCACGAGCGGCAGCCCGCAGGGGUCACGCACUUACACAAUGACACGGUGCCACCAGUGGGAGGUGACACUCUUUGGGCGUCUGGUUACGGCGCGUAUGAAAAGCUCUCGCCCGAGUUUCGCAAAUUAAUCGACGGGAAGCAGGCCGUUUAUCGCUCAGCUCACUCAUACCUGGACCGCGAAAACCCAACUGCCGGCCCCAAGCACAUCGAGCGCACUCAUCCAUUAGUCCGUGUCCAUCCAGCCACGGGCUGGAAAGCCCUCUGGGUCAACCGGGCCAUGACGGUACGGAUCGUUGGGUUAGACAAGGCCGAGAGCGACCUGAUUCUGAACUACCUGUACGAUGUUUUUGAGAGAAGCGUUGACAUACAAGUGCGAUUCAAGUGGACGCCGGGCACGAGUGCGCUAUGGGACAACAGGUCGAGCAUCUCCUGGUCGAUGGCCCCAUCCUCGACGUGCGUCGGGCGCGCGGUACCAUCCCCCACGGCCAACCCGAUGGUCUCCCGCUUCCUCGCUUGCAUCCCUAGUAUGGUCUCGUCCAUCGAUCCCGCGGCAACUAAUUUUAUAGUGUGA